UAACUGCGCGGUCCCGGAGCGGUCGGUGGCGAGAGAUGGCGACCUCCGUGCUGCUAGAGCGGUGCGUUUGAAACCUUCCCGGUUCCACUGGCGUGUUUCCCGGCAGAGAGAGCGGGCCAGAGUGCACUGAUAGUCCGGGCCGAGGGGCGUGUGACCGCGGCCCGCUGUCAGCACCAUCAUGGCGCACUGGAGCACGUUCGAGAAGGAGACGGAGAGGGAGACGAAGCGGCUGGUCGGCCAGCUCAGCGGGAUCCGCGACGAGGAGGACCCGAACUUCCAGCUGGCUCUCAAGUUCGCCUGGUCCAACUUUAAGUUUCACCGGUACCUGGACGUGGACGGUCACCGGGUGGAGCGGAGCGUCCGCGGAAUCUACGAAAAGCUCAUGGUGCACUCAGACCUGCAGAAAGCAGAAAGCUGGAUGAGACUGACUGAAGAAUUCCUGAACUCACCUUUACCAAACACAGAUGGAAAAAAGACUGAUGCUCACUACAGCGUCCUGUCGCUGCUGCUCUGCUUAUCGGGAUCGCCCUCGAACACCGACUUCACCGAGAGACCCAGACUGAAGGAGGCCGAACCAGAGGACAAGUUUAACUGGGCUAAAUAUCUGAUGGAGGGUGAGGACGUAAACAUCGGGCCGUACCCAGAUACACCUGAGUGGUCUGAGGAGGAGAGCGACGACGAUGACAGUCAGCAGCCAAUCAGCAGAGAGGACUCUGGGAUCCAGUUGGACAGAACACCUCAGGAGGACCAGGACAACCCCAGCAAGACAGUUCCAGUCACCUGGACAGUGGGGGAGCCUGACGCUCGGGCCUGGCUGGAACAGCAUGUGGUGACCCCGUACUGGGUGCCUCAUGCGCCUCGUUUUCCUCACAGCCUGCAUUUACACUCCAACUUACUCAAUGUUUGGGAUCAGCACUUGUAUAACACGGAUCCGCUGUAUCUGCCAGAAGAAAAGGCCUUUGUCACAGAGACUCAAGUAAUACGAGAAACAUUGUGGCUUCUGUCUGGGGUUAAGAAACACUUCAUAUUCCAGCACCACGAUGGAAAAGUGUCAGUAAGAAAUAACGUGGUGGUAACUCAUCUGACCAGCAACUGCCUGCGCUCUGUGCUCGAGCAUAUCGCCGUCUACGGUCAGUCUGUUUUCAGGCUGCAGAGGUUCAUCGACGAGGUGACGGGUUACAGCUCGGAGCCGUGCCCGCCUGGCUCCGGGGCCUCCUACAGCUCCAAGAAGGGCUCCGACCCUCCCUUCAGGACCUACCAGGCCUUUGUGUGGGCGCUCAACAAGUACUUCACAGGCUUCAAAGAGGAGCUGACCACAAUUGAGAGAGAGCUCAUACGCAAUGAUGAGACGGUGACUCUGUCUGCGGUUUUGGAGCGACUCAGCCCUCACCUGGCUAAGCUCAAAGUGCUGCACAGAGUCUUCUGCACGGGCAUCGCUGAAGUCCCGCCUGCCACCCCGAACGUGGUGCGGGCAUCUCACCUGCUCAACACCCUCUACAAGGCGAUCAUCGAGUAUGACAGCGUCGGCGAAGCAUCGGAGCACGCGGUGGCGCUGUUAUUUUCUCUGUGGACGGAGACGGUCCGACCAUAUUUAGAGAUCGUGGAUGAAUGGAUCGUUCACGGACAUCUGUUUGAUCCCGCCAAAGAAUUCAUUAUCCAAAGAAACAAAGACGUGCCAGUGAAUCACAGGGACUUCUGGUACGCCACCUACACGCUGUACAGUGUGUCGGAGACGGUGGAGAACGAGGAGAAGCUGAACGACGCGGCCAGCGGGAGCUCCGGAGGGGAUCAGGGCUCCAGCAGCAGGCAGCUCACCAUGGUGUCCUUCCUCAAACCUGUCCUCAAGCAGAUCAUCAUGGCCGGGAAGUCCAUGCAGCUGCUCAAAAAUCUGGACUGCAAGGAGGACGAGAAAUCAGAGAGGUCUUCCAGAGAUGCAGAGAGGAAGAGUUUGUACACGCUGUUUCUGGAGUCGGUGCAGUCGCGCCUCUGCAGCCAAGAGGAGUCUCCGUCAGACGCAGUGACGGAGCAGCAGGCCACCAGGAGGAGUCUGAUAAAGAUGCAGUCCAUCAUGGCACAACACCUGGAGAUCGAUGACGUCCAUGAUCCGCUGCUGGCCAUCAACUUUGCCAGGCUGUACUUGGAGCAGAGUGACUUCCAGGAGUGUUUCUCUGGAGGGGAUUUCAGCGUGGACCGCUCGUCUCAGUCUGUCACCUGCCAGACGUUCGAGCUCACGCUGCGUUCCUGCCUCUACCCGCACAUCGAGAGGAGGUACAUCGAAUGCUGCGGAAACCUGAUGAAGACUCUGAAGAAGGACUACAAGCUGCUGGAAUACCUCCAAGCUAUGAGGAACUACUUCCUGCUGGAAGCUGGAGACACCAUGUACGACUUUUACACGGCCAUCUUUGAGAAGGUGCAGGAGAAGGAGAGCUGGCAGCAGCCAUCUUUUCUGAACGUGCAGCUGCAGGAGGCGGUCGGACAGCGCUACCCGGAGGAUAGCAGCAGGUUGUCUGUGUUUUUGGAGCCCAUUGACCCUUCCAGGAAAAAACACCCUGUGAAUAACCUGGAAGUCCUCACCCUGAGUUACAAGGUCCCCUGGCCCGUCGACAUCGUGAUCAGCUCCGAGUGUCAGAAGAUCUACAACCAAGUGUUCCUCCUCCUGCUGCAGAUCAAAUGGGCCAAGUACAGUUUGGACACUCUUCGAUUCAGCGAUUUUACAGACAUCACUAAGAAGCUGGAGGGCGCUGUGGCCGAGGAAGUGAAGGUCAAAGAGCCCAUAAACCAGCAGAUCCACAGAAUGUGUCUGCUGAGGGUUAAACUGAUGCACUUCGUCAACAGUCUUCACAACUACAUCAUGACGAGGAUUCUUCACAGCACCGGACUCGAGUUUCAGCACCAAGUACAGGAAGCGAAGGACUUGGAUCAGCUCAUCAAGAUCCAUUACCGAUACCUGGCCACGAUCCACGACCGCUGCCUGCUGAGGGAGAAGGUCAGUUUUGUGAAGGAGGCGAUAAUGAAGGUUCUCAAUCUCGUCCUCAUCUUCUCGGAUCGAUGGCAAGCUGGAUUUGGAGCCUGGAAGAUCGAGUCCAUCGAUAAAAUGGAGUCGGAUUUCAAAAACUGUCACAUGUUCCUCGUGACUAUCCUCAAUAAGGCGGUGUGUCGGGGCUCCUUCCCUCACUUGGAGUCUCUGGCCCUGUCUCUGAUGGCAGGAUUCGAGCAGUGCUGAGGAGCCGUGGACUGAAGCCGUCUGCCAGAGAUGGACUCGGGCUGGCCUGCAGCUUCUCAACAAACAUCAGCUUCUGUAUUUAAAAAAUGUGAAUUUUUGUAUUUUUUAUGAAUUUGAUGUCAGUAAUGUGUGUGUGUGUAUAAGGCAGAAUAACUGUCACAUGAUGAUGUAGAUCAAUGCUGUCAUUCAAUUUACAUUUAGAAUUGCUUGAUCAUAUUUAAUAUUAGCAUUGAUGGUGCAGUGAGCUGAUUAAACUAACAGGUAAACGUGUGACCUGAGGAGGUCCUUGAAGGUCGUGGGGGGUGCUGCACUUCUCUGUGGAGUCAGACUGGGUUUAAAUAAAUGUCUCCCUCUGGGUGCAUCUGCCAGGAUGUACCAGAGACUUUAUAAAAUGCCUGUUUUGAUAUUCACUGCAUGGCAAUGUGACCUGAUUUGGAACAUUAAAAAGACGCCUCGUUAUUUA
This is a messenger RNA of Archocentrus centrarchus (flier cichlid), 3686 nucleotides long. It is a transcript of the gene tubgcp5, whose product is annotated as tubulin gamma complex component 5. Gene Ontology annotation, biological process: meiotic cell cycle; mitotic cell cycle; cytoplasmic microtubule organization. The record is from RefSeq and is a predicted model, not a curated record. Gene Ontology annotation, cellular component: spindle pole; gamma-tubulin complex; microtubule organizing center. The coding region runs from base 179 to 3223 and encodes 1014 amino acids. Gene Ontology annotation, molecular function: microtubule minus-end binding; gamma-tubulin binding. NCBI's taxonomy places the organism in Eukaryota, Metazoa, Chordata, Actinopteri, Cichliformes, Cichlidae. The transcript is spliced from 23 exons.